Molecule: messenger RNA, 807 nt
Organism: Brenthis ino (lesser marbled fritillary)
Lineage: Eukaryota; Metazoa; Arthropoda; Insecta; Lepidoptera; Nymphalidae
Source: the annotation of a GenBank genome assembly
AUGUCAUGCCGCAUAUGCCACAAGCGCCAUCAUUCUCUUUUACAUCAACCAUCAAAGUCAAAUACCUUGGAUCAAUCAGAGAAACAAGCACAGCCAACGGUAUCAGUCUAUGCAAAUGUAGAAGAGUCAGAAAGAGAAGAAAUCAAUGCAAUGAUGACGUCACAUUACAAUGGAAGACAAAGUUCAGCAAUGUUAGCUACAGCAGAGGUUGUGAAGUGUUGUGAAGGGUUGAAAAGUGAAGAAGGCAAUAUAAUCAUGUUGAGAGCUCUAAUAGACCAAGGUUCAGAAGCAUCAUUUAUAAGUGAGAAGGCUGCACAACUUCUGAAACUUUCAAGACAACCUGCAAGAGGUAAUGUUGUAGGCAUGGGUUCUACUAGAACAAGCGUAAAUCAAAGGGUUCAAUUACAAGUUUCACCAAGAUGGGAGUCACAAUUUUCUAUCCAUAUUCAAGCCUAUGUGAUCAGCAAACAAUUGACAAGUAAAAUACCACAUACUACAGUGAAAGGAAUCAAUUGGCAACAUAUCAAGGGUCUCAAUUUAGCAGAUCCCAACUAUUAUAAGCCUAGUUCAAUUGAUUUAUUACUUGGAGUUAAGGAAUAUUCAAAAAUACUAAAUGAAGGUUUAAUAAAAGGUGUACCAGGCACUCCAUGCGCACAAUAUACAGAUUUAGGAUGGAUUUUAUUCGGAGAAAUCAAUACAUCACAAGAAUCGUUUCUUGUUAUGCACAAUCAAAUAUACGUGGAUGAAAUAUAUCAAACCAUUAAAUAUUUUAUUAAUUAUGCAAAUGUUUAUGCAAGUACAAUUCUG